Molecule: messenger RNA, 610 nt
Organism: Paramecium sonneborni
Lineage: Eukaryota; Ciliophora; Oligohymenophorea; Peniculida; Parameciidae
Source: the annotation of a GenBank genome assembly
AUGAAAUAAAUUAUCAUUUUAGCUUUACUCCUAAUCUUGGUUCUUGGAGAUUCACAUUAAUAUAAGCAAAAUCAACAUAGGCACAAGAAAGUACAUGGUAAAUAAUUGAAUAUAUUCAAGUAUUUAAAUGGAUUUUGAUUUCUGUAGUAGCAGUUGUUGCAUUUUUAGUAAUUAGAAAAAUAGUAAGAAAAAGAAGAUAAAUAAGAAGAAUGAAAAAGUAGUAGAGAUAGAAUUAAUUAUCAGAAACUGUAGUUUUUGGAGAACCUAUGAAUGAUAACAUUCCUUAACCAAAAUUCUAUGCUGUUCCUAUUGAAUAAUAUCAACAAUUUAAAAAUUGGUUGAAACAAUAAAAGUAACAAUAAGAAGCUUUGUUAUAAUAAUAAUAAUAGUUUUAAUAAUAAUAAUUGUAAUAACAACAAUAAUAAUCUGUUUAAAAUAAUCAGAUUCCCUAACAACCUGUAGCCGGAUAUCCAAUUUAUUAAUAAUAUCCUCAAUAAAUGCCUCAAGUUGUAUAUCCAUAAUUAUUGAACAAGAGUCAGGUUGAGAUCCAACUACCUGAUGUCAGAGUUCCAUAAUGAACUAUAAAAUUAAAAUAUACAUUACAUCAUAU